AUGUAUUUAAACAACUUAAUCAAGCUGAAGGUUGAAAAUUCAACUCUACUUAAGGAAUUUCGUGAAGGUGCAUUUGGUAUUAGACGCACAAAAUCAUGCUUAGGCAGAUCACCUGUCGACUUGACUUUGGAGCAGACGAUUAAUGCUGAUGCCGCCGCAAAAAUAUCAGCGAUCGAAGACCCCGAAGGCCGCGUCGUGGGUGGGACAGACGCACCAGAUGGGGCUCUGCCAUACCAAGUAUCUCUACAGCGUUCAGAUCAAAAUAACUUCGCAUUCUGUGGUGGCGCCAUCAUUGCUAACAGAUGGAUCCUCACUGCAGCACAUUGCCUCCAAGGCGUAUCGGCAAAAGAUUUAAGCGUUUUGGCAGGAACAAACAGCAAAAGGUCUGGAGGUAUCAGAUACAAAGUUGACAAAAUUAUAAAUCAUGAAAAAUAUACCAAUAGACCGAAUGUUAAUGAUAUUGCUCUGUUGAGAACCACAGAGAACAUUAAAUUUACCGAAAAAGUUAAAGCUAUCGAAAUAGCCACGGAAGACCCCAAACCAGGAGACUUGUGUAAAUUAUCUGGAUGGGGAUUCACCACCCAAAAUAAAAGAAGGAGUCCCGACAGAUUGCAAUGGUUGGACGUAAAAAUUAUAUCCGAGAAAGACUGUAAAACUUCUGAUUUGAAACGCUUUGAAAAGAUUUUCCCUAUUACUGAAAACCACAUCUGUACUCUUAACAAGAUAGGCGAAGGUACUUGCCAAGGUGAUUCUGGUGGAUCCUUGGUGUGCAACAACAAAUCUUGUGGUAUAGUCUCAUGGAACAUUCCGUGUGCUCGUGGAAAACCUGAUGUCUACACGAGAACCACCAAAUAUUCCACUUGGAUUAAGGACAACAUGGAGGCAAAUAAGCCCUAA
Pieris macdunnoughi is the source of this 897-nucleotide messenger RNA. Lineage: Eukaryota; Metazoa; Arthropoda; Insecta; Lepidoptera; Pieridae. The record is from the annotation of a GenBank genome assembly.